This is a messenger RNA of Drosophila obscura, 4474 nucleotides long. It is a transcript of the gene Unr, whose product is annotated as cold shock domain-containing protein E1. Gene Ontology annotation, molecular function: nucleic acid binding. Lineage: Eukaryota; Metazoa; Arthropoda; Insecta; Diptera; Drosophilidae. The transcript is spliced from 10 exons. The record is from RefSeq and is a predicted model, not a curated record. The coding region runs from base 906 to 4040 and encodes 1044 amino acids.
AAUAAUUCAAAUUCAAUUCUAAAAUACAACAAACAAACAAAAACACUAAAACCAACGGCAGCGAAGCAGCAGCUGGAAAAGGAAAUGCAUUUUCAUCGUAGGACAAGAACCAGAACCAUAUUUUGAAGUACCCCCGAAAACACACAAACACACACACGAAGCAACAAGGAAGCGAUCCAGGAAGGAAGCAGGGACGAGAAAGAGGAGGAGAGGAGUAACCACAACUACCAAAAGAUAACCAGAAACUACAACGUUACAAUAUUUGUCGGCAUUUUUUACAAAACAAACAAAAACACAACCAGGAACACACAAAACACAACAAACAAACAAACAAAAGAAAAACCAAAAGAAAGAAUAGCAAUUUUUUUGUGUGUGGUAUAUGCCCCGCGCGGCAAAAGACAAAAACUUUUAUUAACUUCGAAGACAAGGAAUUUCAGUGCCUCUUGUGCCAGUGUUUAGCCAAAAUAUAUAUACACAAAAAACAAAAACAUUAAAUAAAAAACAAAACAAAAAAUUAAAAACAAACAACAAAUACGUAUUUGCUUAGUUUUUUUUUCUCUUUGAUAAAAAACAAUUACACUAAAAAUCGAAAAGAAUAAGGAUAAUAGUAAAACAAUAAAAACAAAAACAAAAACAAUAAAACACAAAACAACAGUUUUAGUUUUUCUUUUUGUGGGUCAAUUUUUGGACCCUAUCGCCGCGCGCUCUCUUCAUCGUUCCACCCCGUUGUUCCAUCGUUCUCGUCACACGGAUUUCUCGCGGGUUUACCAUCCAAAAUAUCAUCAACGGAAAGCAACAGUCAGUCAGUCAGCCCGUCAGUCGUCUUUGCUAGUCCUCUUAUCAGCAUUUGUUCUACUUUGUUUCCUCAUAUCGAAUCAAUUGAUCAAUCAAUCAAUCCAUUCAGCAUGAAUACACAAUCGAAGGUUUAUCGCACAGGCGAAGAGAUGUAUGAAAACUUGCCAUGCGAUGGUUAUUUCAAUAUAAAUGCCAUUCGCAAUUUGGGUAUACCCACAACUUUCCCUACCAUUGGAACAUUUACGCUUGACUCCACCACUCUGGGCCUGCAGCCUCAACCGCAGCAGCAGGGUCCAUCGCCUCAGCAGCAGCAGUCUAUGCAUCAUCUUCAGCAGCAGCAGCAACAUCAACAGCAGCAGCAGCAGCAGCAGCAACAGCAACAGCAACAACAACAACAACAACAGCAGCAACAUCAGCAACAGCUUCUCCAGCAGCAGCAGCAACAGCAACAACAGCAGCAGCAGCAGCAACAACAACAACAGCAUGCCAGCAUUGGAAUGUUUGAUUCGACUGAAGUGCCCGAUGUACCACAGAUUGGGGUCUUCACAUCGAACAGUGUGCUGACCAAUGGGGCUGGCAGUUCAUCCUCAAUCUUUGGCUCGUCGAGCAGUUCAUCGGCCGCCGCAGCGGAUCCCAAUCAGACCACCCGGGAGACGGGCAUCAUUGAAAAGCUAUUGCACUCGUAUGGAUUCAUUCAGUGCUGCGAGCGUCAGGCGCGUCUGUUCUUUCACUUUUCGCAGUUUAGCGGUAACAUUGAUCACCUGAAGAUCGGCGAUCCCGUUGAGUUCGAGAUGACCUAUGACCGUCGCACCGGCAAGCCGAUCGCUAGUCAAGUAUCGAAGAUAGCCCCAGAGGUUGUGCUGUCCGAGGAGCGUGUCACCGGCACAGUGACCACCGAACUGCGCACGGACAGUGCCAACAAUGUGCUCAGCUCCAGCGAGACCACGGGUCGCAUCAGCUACGAGAAUCGAGGCGAAUGUUUCUUUCUACCUUAUACCAAAGACGAUGUCGAAGGCAAUGUCAACUUGCGUGCUGGCGAUAAGGUCAGCUUUCAAAUUGCAACGAACCAAAGAGGCAACCUGGGCGCCUGCCAUAUACGCCUAGAGAAUCCGGCCAUGCCGGUCAAGUACCGUGGAGUGGUUUGCUCCAUGAAGGAGUCGUUUGGCUUCAUUGAACGCGCCGAUGUGGUCAAGGAGAUAUUCUUUCACUUCUCCGAGGCCGAGGGCAAUGUGGAGCUGCGUCCUGGCGACGAUGUCGAGUUCACCAUCCAAACCCGAAGCCAAUCAGCGACUGUGCCGCCGCAGGGCCGUGAGUUUGCGUGCAACAUUACGCGCCUGCCGCCCGGCUCCGUGAUCUUUGAGGAUGUGGACAGCACCGUUUACAAGGGACAGGUCCUGAAGUCCCUCGAUCGCAACAAUCCGGUGCGUCAGAACAACGAUCCGCUGCCAGGACGCAUACGCUAUCGCGCCCUGGACUACUCCGAGGUGGAAGUGCCGUUCGGGGACAAGGACCAGAAGGGUGACUUUACGCUGCGGCACGGCGAUUGGGUGCAGUUCCUGUUGGCCACCGACAGGCGGGAUCAGCUGCAGCGUGCCACCUCCAUAGCCCUGCUGGACGAGACCUUUAAGGUGUCCGGCGAGAAGCGAGAGCAGGGCACCAUUGCCUCGCUCAAGGAGGGCUUUGGCUUUCUGCGCUGCGUGGAGCGGCAAGUGCGUUUAUUUUUCCACUUUACCGAAGUGUUGGAUACGAGCCGCGAAAUCGAUGUCAACGAUGAGGUGGAGUUCACUGUCAUCCAGGAGCCUGGCUUGGCCUAUAACAACUCGCGUUUGCAGGCCAUACGCAUCAAGCAUUUGCCGCCCAACUCUGUUGAAUUCGAGACACUGAUGGCCAGCAAUAUUGAGGGCUGCGUGACCCGUGAGGCGCCCAAGAGCCCUAUUAAAUCUCAAGAUCGCGUCGAGGGCGGUGUGAUUACCUACGAAAGUGGCGAUGCUAAAAAGACUAUAAUGUAUUUUCUUAAAGACUGCGAAAAACCACCAAGGAUUGGGGAGCGUGUACGCUUCGAUAUUUACAUUGUCAAACGUAACAAGGAGUGUAUAGCCGUCAAUGUGCAGCAAAUUUCGCUGCAACAACAGCAACUGCAACAGCAGCAGCAGCAGGCACAACAGCAAUUGAUAAACCAACAGGCUGCUGCUGCCCAGGCGGCGGCAACGGUGAGCCUCACCCAAGCCGAUCAGCUGUCGCUUACGAAUGGCAUCAGUGGCAGCAGCUCGACAGCCUCGCUGCAGAACGGCUAUGUGAUGCACGGCAGCCCCGGGGGCAGCAUCAGCAGCGUGGGCAGCAGCAGUAACCAGGCCAACAUGGAGGACUUUAAGCUGGAGAACAACAAUCUGGUCGGCACCGAGGGGGGGCAGAUGUACCGCGGCUUCAUAGCCGUCAUGAAGGAGAACUUUGGAUUCAUUGAGACCCUCUCGCACGACGAGGAGGUCUUCUUUCACUUUAGCAACUACCUGGGCAAUCCCAAUUGGCUGGAACUCGGCCAGGAGGUCGAGUACACCCUGGCCCCCAAUGGCAACACCUCCGUUUCGGGCAAUUGCCUGCCAGCGGAGAAUGUCCGGAUGCUGCCCAAGAACUCCAUACCGCAGCCGUCGGUGCUGGAAACCGUGCACAAUGGAGUGGUGGCUCGUCCCCUGCGCUGCAUCAAUCCCGACCAGCAGGAGUACGCUGGCCUCAUUGAGAUACUCGACGAGCAGCGCACCACAAUCAUAUCGCAGCACGAAUUCGGCAUCACCAGUCUGGUGAACAAGCGGGAUCUGUUGCAAAAGGGGGAUCUGGUCAGCUUCCGCAUCGAUGAGAGCGGACGGGCGGCCGAUGUGAAUGCGGUGCGGCUGAAGAAACGGGCCACAGUGGACUCCAUCAAGGGACAGUUUGGUUUUCUCAACUUUGAGGUGGAGGAUGGCAAGAAGCUAUUCUUUCACAUGUCCGAAGUGCAGGGCAAUACGGUGGCCUUGCAUCCAGGCGAUACUGUGGAGUUUUCGGUGGUCACCAAUCAACGUAAUGGGAAAUCUUCGGCUUGCAAUGUUGUGAAAAUAAUCGAUCGUCCGGAUCGACUGAUCUCGCGCCUCAAGCUCAAUGGCGAUGACACUGUGCCCCGCCUGAUACUCAUACGUGCACCCAAGGGGCCACAGGGCAAGGGCUUCUCUGUACUAGCGCGCCAUCCACGCAUUCCAGGCAACUUGGUGGAGUAGAGAGAUGAUUGUGACGUGAAAUGUUCCGAAGCCAGGGAUAUUAGAUGCAAAUCAAAGACAACUACAACAUACAGCUAUAUACUUAUAAUACUUGAACGGAGCAGGCCAUAAGCAGCAAGCAGGCAACCAACCAACCAAUCAACCAACCAACUAACAGCAACGUGAACUUGUCGUGAAACCUAACCAUAAACACACACAAAACACAACACAUUUAUAUUGAAUAUAACCAAUCCCUAGGAGCAAUCAAAACACUAUUGGAAGCGAUAAUAAUUGAUAAUACGCGUAAACGUACAUAUAAUAUUAAUUAAGGGCCAGGGGAGAACGAACCUCACUCUGUGUGUCUGAAAAUGGAAAUCUAUUUGUAAUAUUACUAAAAACUCUAACCCCUCCAACACCAAUCCCAAUGUAACGCUUUGUUCUAAACUCAACUCAAA